CCAAACUACUUAAGGGUCCGCAGAGGCACGAGCUGCAGAGCAAGAAGUUCCGCGAGCCCUCUGAGCGGACCCCUCACGCGUUCAUCCGGUGUCUGUGUCUACCCUGAACCCGGUGAGACCGUGCACGCUGCUCCCGGUCCUUCACUUCUCCUCAGACCCGGAGAGAGAGAGAAAGAGAGAGAGGAGCGCUGAUUGGCUGAUCCGUGACAGCUCUGCCUCCGCGCGCAUAUAUAUUGGGUUCAGAGGCUCGCGCGUUUCAACAGUUUCUGAACCUGCAGGAACCCCCAAGGGCACGCGCGGCACUUUAACACAGACUGAUCUAAAACAGAGUCCAUGGCGGCCCCCGCUCACAGCAGCAGCAGCAGCAGCAGCAGCGUGUGGAUGCUGGUCCUGGGGGUGUGUGUGUCCGUGGUCGUGGGAUCGGACUGUGGGAAGGAGUGUGCACUGUGUGUGUACCGCCUGCUGGGACAACAGUCUACCCUCUCCUCCCUGACGUGCUCUCUGGAGUGUAAGGGCGGGUUGGACAGCCAGAAGCUCCGCCUGUGCCGGGACUUCCUGUUGGCGGAGGACAGCCACGCCGGCCUGGAUCUUGACCCCCAUGAACAGCAGGAACAGGAAGUGGCGGCUGCUUUGUCCCCAGAUGACGACGACACCACAUCACCCGAACACCAGCUGGCCAAGAAGUACGGCGGCUUCAUGAAGCGCUAUGGUGGUUUCAUGUCCCGCCGCUCCUCCUCCUCUCCAGAGGGGGCGCUAGAGGACCCUGGAAACCAGGACGAGGAAGACAUACGUCUGGAGAUCCUGAGGUUCCUGAAUGCAGCAGCAGAGCAUGGCGGGGAGGGGGAGGGUCAGGGAGGAGAGGAGGUGAAGAGAUAUGGAGGCUUCAUGCGCCGCGCUGAAGAGGGGGCGGCACGCAGCGACCUGCUGGAGGCGGUGCUGGGGCGGGGGCUCAAGAAGCGUUAUGGGGGGUUCAUGAGGCGUGUGGGACGGCCUGAGUGGCUGGUGGACAGCAGCAAGAGUGGAGGGGUGCUGAAACGGGCGUGGGAGAACAGCAGUGAGCUACAGAAGAGGUACGGGGGGUUCAUGGACUAGGACAUCACAUUUAUGACCCUCCACUCCCCCAGCACUCGAGCCCCCCCCCCCCCUCUAACCAACCCUCCUGUGGUCUGGACCUGUAGCUGUUUGAAUCAACGUUCUGCUUAUCACAGUACAUCAUGUGGCUCUGUAUAACACGCUGCUCCUCCUCCUCCUCCUCCUCCUCCUCCUCCUCCUCCUCCUCCUCCUCCUCCUCCUCUUCAUCCGUUCAGUUGGUCCUGUGAUGAUAAAGAAGCAUUCUGUUCACACGUGCACAAAUCAUUUCCACUCUGUUUUUGCUCCCUGUAAUGAUAUUAUUUAUUAAAGAAUCUAUUGAUCGAGG
Molecule: messenger RNA, 1417 nt
Organism: Notolabrus celidotus (New Zealand spotty)
Lineage: Eukaryota; Metazoa; Chordata; Actinopteri; Labriformes; Labridae
Product: proenkephalin-A-like
Exons: 3
Coding region: 334-1092 (252 amino acids)
Biological process (GO): chemical synaptic transmission; sensory perception; neuropeptide signaling pathway
Cellular component (GO): plasma membrane; neuronal cell body; axon terminus
Molecular function (GO): opioid receptor binding
Source: RefSeq, a predicted model, not a curated record